AUGAUCGCAUUGAAGGAGAAGGUCUCCAAUCAGCUGUCUCGCUUAUUUGCCGAUUCGCCCAAUUCCCCUUCUCAUAGUUCUCAGGGCAGGAUAGCUAGUCAAGGCGAAAAGUCGUUUUCUUCAUAUUUUUCAUCCGUUGUUCCUUCCUUGGGCUUUGGGAGGUCUACUUUGGAAAAUGGCAAGGACCAGAAAGUUGAGUUAGCACCAGCUCCUUCACUUCCAGUAAGAUGGAGAAGUAGAGAAUUUGACCAUGAAGAGGAGCCGAGAUAUCAUGAGUGCCAGAAAGCUGGUGAACGUCAAGCAGCCAUAUUUCUUGAUGAAAAUGAGGAUUAUUCUUCUCGAACUAGUAGCAGCGACAGUGAUGUUUUUGAAGAAGCAUGUGAGCAGCAGAGUACUCCGAGGACACCCUAUCUGAAAGCUGGGUCUACGUUUAUAUCAUCAGACUUGUAUGAGUUCCUAAUGUCAUCGCUCCCUAACAUGGUGAAAGGGAAUGACUGGGUUUUGCUAUAUAGUACGAUGAAGCAUGGCAUAUCUCUUCGCACACUCAUUCGAAAGAGUGCUGACAUUACUGGUCCAUGUUUACUGAUUACUGGAGAUAGACAAGGUGCUGUGUUUGGUGGACUUCUGGACUGCCCACUGCAAGCCACUUCCAAGAGAAAAUAUCAAGGGACAUAUCAGUCAUUUGUAUUCACUACCAUAUAUGGUGAACCAAGGCUAUUUCGACCAACUGGUGCCAACCGAUAUUAUUACUUGUGUUUGGAUGACUUGCUAGCACUUGGUGGCGGUGGCAACUUCGCUUUACGAUUGGAUGGAGACCUGUUGCACGGAACUAGUGGCCCCUGCGAAACAUUUGGGAACUUAUGUUUGGCCCACGAUUCAGAAUUCGAGUUAAAGCAUGUCGAGCUUUGGGGAUUUACAUACUCAUCAAAAUACUGA
Messenger RNA from Linum trigynum, 936 nucleotides. NCBI's taxonomy places the organism in Eukaryota, Viridiplantae, Streptophyta, Magnoliopsida, Malpighiales, Linaceae. The record is from the annotation of a GenBank genome assembly.